This is a messenger RNA of Adineta steineri, 1116 nucleotides long. NCBI's taxonomy places the organism in Eukaryota, Metazoa, Rotifera, Eurotatoria, Adinetida, Adinetidae. The record is from the annotation of a GenBank genome assembly.
AUGUAUAGAACAGAUGAAUUAAUUAUUUUUAUUAUACGUAAUGGUUUUGCACGUAUUAUUAUGUCUACGUUACUUAUAAUUUGUUAUAUUCGAGCUAUGUGUGAAAAACAACAAUUAUGGAUAUUAUCAAAUUUUUGUUAUAUUGGUUUAAUAUAUCUUAUUAUUGAUUGGUGGAUUAUUUUAUUGAAAAUCUAUGUACAUAGAAAAAUUGUUGAAUAUUUCUGGAUUAAUACAGGUGUAGCCAUAUUUAUUACAUUUACAAUGCCUCCCUUAUGGGUUUUACGUUAUGCAUAUUUUGUACAAUCUGUAAAAGAUUCUAAACUACAAGCUAAACAUGCAAAUCUUAAUUUAGAAUCUUAUGUUAGUAAAUGUUGGGAUUUAAAAGAAAAACAACAACUUCAUCUAAUGGAAUUUGAAACAGUAUCAAUGAAUCAAGCAAAAUCAACAGUUGAAAUAAAUAAUAGUACAUGUGAUCGAAUAGAAGAAAUAAAUGCUGAUGAUUGGUGUGUUUAUGGUAUAUGUUUAAUGAAACAGAUGCCUGAUGAAAUGCUAGAACAAGUUGUAGUACUCGCUACAAUUUGUCUACGUUGGAUGAUAACUGGUAAUUUGGGUCUUGAUCAGUUGAUUACAUAUUUUAUUUCAACUGCUUCUGAUAUUGUCGAUUUUUCUUCGACAAUGGUUGGACAAAGUGAACAAUUAAUUGAAAAUAAAAAUAAGAAUAUGAUGAAAGCUAUUAUUGCUGCAUAUUUUAUAUCUCUCUCACAAUUCAGUGUUAAUCUAUCUGGUAAACGAAAACAUGAUCAUAUAUAUGAUACAAUUGUUUGGUCAAAUGCAAAACUUGAAGAACGUUUUCUUAUUAUAAUAGAUUUUUUAUUUGGUACUGAAAUUUGGGGUAUUUUAGCACAAAUGGCAACUGAGGAUGGUCUUUUACUUGGUUUACGUAUUGCCGUUGUCGUUAAAUUUGAUGCGAGUACACUUGAAAACUUAUUUUUUGUUGUCAAAAAUAUUCUUACAAUUGCUAUUUUUACAUAUUAUGCAGCAGCUAUAACAGAUUCAUAUGUUCGACAUCGUCAUCGUUAUCAACAUUAUUUUUUAACAUCAAAUAAUGUUCAAUAA